Messenger RNA from Anoplopoma fimbria (sablefish), 1248 nucleotides. It is a transcript of the gene tvp23b, whose product is annotated as trans-golgi network vesicle protein 23 homolog B (S. cerevisiae). Bases 89 to 685 code for a protein of 198 amino acids. Lineage: Eukaryota; Metazoa; Chordata; Actinopteri; Perciformes; Anoplopomatidae. Gene Ontology annotation, cellular component: Golgi membrane. Gene Ontology annotation, biological process: vesicle-mediated transport; protein secretion. The transcript has 7 exons. The record is from RefSeq and is a predicted model, not a curated record.
AAUACACGUGGCACGUUUUGGUCACCUGACCAGUGACGUGUUUCCAGCGGAGCAUGUGACCAAGUGAGGAGCCUGCUCGAGUCUCAACAUGCUAACAGAAGAUAACAAUGAUGAAGACGUGUCCCUGUUUGACGCAGAGGAGGACGCAGGGAAGUCAAAGAAGAAGAAUAUUAAGCAUCCACUGGCCUCCUUCUUCCACCUCUUCUUCAGAGUCAGUGCCGUCUUCGUGUACCUGCUCUGUGGGCUUUUCAGCAGCAGUUUCAUCGCCUGCAUGGUCACAAUAAUCCUUCUCCUGUCAUGUGACUUCUGGACAGUGAAAAACAUCACUGGGAGGUUGAUGGUUGGUCUGAGGUGGUGGAACCAGGUGGACGACGAUGGACGCAGCCACUGGGUGUUUGAGUCCAGGAAGGGGAAGAAACAGGCGUCAGAUUCUGAGUCACGAAUCUUCUGGAUCGGACUGAUUGUUUGUCCGGUCCUCUGGGUUGUCUUCGCUUUCAGCACCCUCUUUUCCUUUAAGAUCAAAUGGGUGCCGGUGGUGAUCAUGGGAGUGGUGCUGCAAGGGGCCAACCUCUACGGUUACGUUCGGUGUAAAGUGGGAGGCAAGACCAGCUUAAAGAACAUGGCCACAAAUUAUUUUGGACGACAGUUCCUCAAACAGGCGCUGUCUAAAGAAGAGGAAUCGUAGAGUGAAGCUCUGCGAUUUUUAGCGUGUUGCAUUAUUCUUAAUGCUUUUAUAUAUAUUCUUUAAGCGGGUUAAUAUAUAGAAAGAAAUCUUUUUGCAACAUGAACAUAAAACUAACAGUUUUUGUGUUUAUUUUCUUCUUUUUCAUGUAUUGUUUGACUCAAUCAGUCCCUGAGGAGAGUCUUUGUUUUCCACAGAGACGUCUGGUAGCUGUUUCCAAUAACUGCAGCCCAGCAAUAAAACCCUCAGACUUUAACUGAUACUUUAGCGUAAAUGCACGAGUGGAAAAAGGGUGUAAUUGUUUGAAAAGUUGAACUGACUGUAGUUUGAAGUGUCAUGAGGCCUCACUGCUCCCUGAGGUUUCUCAUUUAGUUUCUUUUCCUCUUAACUUUAAUCUUUAUAAAAGUAAAAACAAUGAUCUUCAUGAGAGGUAUUGUACAAACGUUUUGUUUGUAUAAUAGAAAAGGUGGUAGUUGUGUAAAGUAUUCCAGGAGCUUGUAAAUAUGUAUGUAAAGAAUGUGGAACCUCUUCUUUUGUGCAAAUACAUUUGUAACAUUUUUUCCGAA